UUCAGAACCAGACAGGUGGAUUUAGCAGUUUUAUGGUGCCCUUCUGGACGGAGAAGAAAUGGAUGGAUUAAUCUGACGAGGGAGACGUGUGUUAUUCCCACCCGAAUGGAGUAACAGGCUGCAAUGUCAUCUCCACCUGGCCGCCUGGAGAGAUGUGUCACGGGAAUGGGACCAAGUUUCAACACUUUUCAUCUGGUUUCACUGAUGCCGUGAGAAGAAACCAAAAUGCCAGCAAACCUACAGGUCUCCGCGGCCGCCUGCGCGGGCCCUCGCACUACGGGAGCACAACCCAGCAGCAACAUUCCACGCUCGGACUCCGAAGAAGAAGGUGUAAAACGUCCACAGCUCCGACCCUGCAGCAGCUGCCACGCUUCUUUGUGACACCGAAGGGUAUGAUGGGUGUAGUGGGCUGGACCUUGGUCCUACUCUUCUCAGUCACGAUGCCUGUUGCAUCCCAAAAACCUCCAAAACUCAAAGUGGGUGUGAUUCUAGGCCAGACACGCCCAGUAGCUGACCAGAACCUUCAGCCUCCUCAACGCCCUGAUGAUCCACUUGAAACCUCUGUGUUCAUCCUGAAGAUCAACCAGACAGACCCAAAGUCUGUAAUCAUAGAGGUUUGUGGGCUUUUGUCUCGGGAAGGUCUCCAUGGCCUUGUGUUUGCUGAUGGCACCGAUCAGGAGGCCAUCGCCCAGAUCCUAGACUUCCUGUCUGUUCAGACACAGCUUCCAGUUUUGGGUGUUCAUGGAGGCUCCUCUAUGAUAAUGGCUGAUAAGGACGAGAAGUCCACUUUCUUCCAGUUUGGCGCAGCCUUGCAGCAGGAGGCUCUUCUCAUGCUUGCAAUCAUGGAGGAGUAUGACUGGCAUGUUUUUUCUAUAGUAACAUCCAAGUUCCCCGGCUUUCAGGACUUCAUCAGCACUCUGAAAGUGACUGUGGAUCACAGCUUUGUGCGCUGGGACCUGCAGAGUGUUGUGACACUAGAUGCUGUAGAUGGUGACCCCAACUCAAAAUCACACAUUGCCCUCAAGAGGAUACAGAGUCCUGUUAUACUGCUGUACUGCUCCAAGGAUGAGGCAGUAUAUAUCCUGGAGGAAGCUCGGUCGUUGGGUCUAAUAGGAGCCGGUUACAUCUGGAUUGUGUCAAGUCUCACCACUGGAAAUCCAGACUUUACCCCUGAGAUGUAUCCCCUGGGUAUGAUCUCCGUAUCCUAUGACGAUUGGGAGUACCCUCUGGAGACGCGGGUGCGGGACGGGGUGGGCAUUAUUUCCACUGCGGCCUCCUCCAUGCUACGGGAGAAGGGGGAUCUGCCGGAGGCCCAGGCCGGCUGCAUCAGCACGCCCUCAGAUAGGAGCCCGGGAAAGCUCCCACCUAGUGCCCUGCGCGGACACAUGAUGCAUGUGUGGAACGAAGGACGAGAUCUAUCCUUUACUCCAGAUGGUUACCAGGCCAACCCCAGAUUGGUUGUCAUUGUGUUGAACAGUGAAAGAAAGUGGGAGAAGAUGGGCCGCUGGGAGAACGGGACGCUGUCCCUCAUGUUCCCAGUGUGGCCGCGGUAUAAUGCCCAUGGGGAUGAAGAUGCUGAUGAGAACCACCUCUCCAUCGUUACUCUGGAGGAGAAGCCUUUUGUCGUUGUGGAUAAUGUAGACAUCCUCACCGGCACCUGCAACAGGAACUCUGUGCCCUGUCGUAAACAUGUCAAGCUAAACAGCACAUCAGGAGGAGGUGCCUAUAUCAAACAGUGCUGCAAAGGUUUCUGCAUCGACAUUCUGAAGAAGAUUGCCAGGAACGUCAAGUUUACCUACGAUCUUUAUCUGGUUACCAACGGAAAACAUGGAAAGAAGAUCAACAAUGUGUGGAAUGGCAUGGUUGGAGAGGUGGUGUAUAAGAAGGCCAUCAUGGCAGUGGGAUCACUGACCAUCAACGAGGAAAGGUCAGAGGUCAUCGACUUCUCCGUGCCCUUCGUAGAGACUGGCAUCAGCGUCAUGGUGUCACGCAGCAAUGGGACCGUCUCACCCUCUGCCUUUCUUGAGCCCUUCAGUGCAUCAGUUUGGGUGAUGAUGUUUGUGAUGUUGCUGAUUGUCACAGCCAUUGCCGUCUUCCUCUUUGAAUUUGUCAGUCCACUGGGCUUCAACCGCAACCUGGCCCAAGGCAAAGACCCACAUGGUCCAUCAUUCACCAUUGGAAAGGCCAUAUGGCUGCUGUGGGGUCUGGUUUUCAACAACUCUGUGCCUGUGCAGAACCCCAAAGGCACCACCAGUAAAUUCAUUGUGUCAGUGUGGGCCUUCUUUGCUGUCAUCUUCCUGGCCUCGUACACUGCCAACCUGGCCGCCUUUAUGAUCCAGGAAGAAUUUGUGGACCAAGUCACUGGACUGUCUGACAAAAAGUUCCAGAAGCCGCACUCCUACUCCCCGCCAUUUCGCUUCGGCACGGUUCCCAACGGAAGCACCGAGCGCAACAUUCGGAAGAACUACCCAGAUAUGCACCAGUACAUGACUAAGUACCACCAGACUGGUGUUGUGGAUGCAUUGGUCAGCCUCAAGACAGGAAAGCUGGACGCCUUCAUUUACGAUGCUGCAGUCUUGAACUACAUGGCAGGCAGAGAUGACGGCUGUAAGCUGGUCACCAUUGGCAGCGGAUACAUCUUUGCCACCACAGGUUAUGGGAUCGCCCUUCAGAAGGGAUCGUAUUGGAAACGUUUAGUCGAUCUGGCUAUACUUAGCAUCAUAGGAGAUGGUGAGAUGGAGGAGCUGGAGGCGCAGUGGCUGACCGGGAUCUGCCAUAAUGAAAAGAAUGAGGUGAUGUCCAGUCAGCUGGAUGUGGACAACAUGGCAGGAGUAUUCUACAUGCUGGCUACAGCCAUGGGCCUGUCCAUCCUCACCUUCAUCUCAGAGCACCUUUUCUACUGGAGGCUGAGAUACUGCUUCACCGGUGUCUGCUCUGGCAGGCCGGGUAUGCUCUUCACCAUCAGCAGGGGUAUAUGGAGCUGUAUCCACGGCGUUCACAUUGACAUGAAGAAGAAGGCGCCUGAGCUGGACUUCAGUCCUCAAGCCAACAUGCUGCACUUGCUCAAAUCUGCCAAGUCCAUCGCAAUGUCAUCACCCAAACGCAACACUGUCCUCCUACAACCCAGCAUCCUAGACAUGAUGUCAGGCAAAGGUAACUCACUCCACAGUCUGCCUCAGAAGGGUCCUGGUCUCUAUAGCAACGCUGCGGGUCCACAGGCUUUCCUGUCAUUGUCCGGGCGACAUAAAAACCAUCUUAACAAUGCUGCACCAUUUCCCGGGCAACAAAAAGCCCCGACUCUCCAGACCAGCCCCAACAAGCCCCAGCUGUCAAUCACCAAUGAUAACGACAAGAACCGCCUGGCCGGGCCUGCUAUCACUGCAUCAAAGCCACGGGCCUUAUGGAAGAAAAGUGUGGAGACGCUGAAGACUCAGCCAAGUGUGGUGUCUCCUGGAGGCCCGAGCCCCACCUCAGCUUCAGGGACUGGGCCUCCACAGAUGAAGAGUCAGCGCUACCUGCCGGAAGAGCCACAACACUCAGACAUGUCAGAGUGUUCUAGUCGACCUCCAUCGCACAAAGAUUCUGACUCUAUGGCUGCAAGGGGCGGAUUUAAACCAAUCAAUCAGCUGAGGAAGCGGGGCGGAGGCGGAGGUGGAGGUGAAGGAGGAGGAGGCGGUCGAGGAUCUAAGAUCUACUCCAUUGACUCUGACCAGGCCAGCCUCCAAUCUGUUCCUCCCUACCAGAGAGACAGCCAGGGGGGAGGUGAUGACCACAGUUACCCCCCUGACCUCUUUCCACCUGAGAGCACUUACUCACACUCACACCAGUCAGAAGCACCAAUUAUGCAGCUGAGCGCCAGCCUCCUGCACCACAGUCACAGCGCCGAGGCUGACCUGCACUCCCUAAAGGACAAGAAAUACAGCACCUACACACACAGCAAUGUAAAGGACAAAUCUGCAGGAUCAUUUGAAGCUCCUGGUUCAGUCUCGGCGAUCCAAGGCGCCAGGCCUGGUCACUGUCGCACCUGCCUGACCAAGCUCAGCGGUUACUCUGGCCUCUACACUGUUCGAUCCCCUCAAGCACGCUGUGAUGCCUGUGCCCACCUGGGGAACUUGUAUGACAUCAGUGAAGACCACCUGCACUCACACUACGCCCACACUCACCCACACAGUGGUGACAUGUUUACUCACUACCUUCCACAGAGCGAGCUUGGCCUGGUGGGCGAGGGCGACGGGCUUGUCAGCCACUUUGAGCCCACCCCAUCCUCGCCGUCUCCUCUGCCCGCUUCCCCAUCAGCCCAACACCUCCAGCUGAGUCGGCAGCACUCCUACGAGAAUGUGCUUCCAGACGGCAUUCCGGAGCGUCAGUCACAGCCUCACCCCCACAUGCGAGGACUCAGCCUUCCUGACAGGGACCGGGACAGAGAGCUGACCCUGGAUGACGGGGCUUAUGCCAACGUCCUCACAAUGCGCUCUGACCGCCCAUACAGCAGCCGCAGCCCGCCCUCUCCGUCCCCAUCCCACCAUCACAGCCUGGACAUCCCAAUGCCUAUGCCGCGGCGCUCAAAGAGCCUUCUGCCGGAUCGUCCAUCACACAACCCCUUCCUGCAUUCAGCCCCCGGCACAGCACAACGAGACAACACCUCCCAGGCUGCCGUCCGCAUGCCGCAGAAAACUUCCUCCCACGAGCUCUACAAGCAGAGGAUGCAGCUGUCCCUCACUCUCGGCAACCACGGCAGCCAUCAUGUCAACCAGCAUGGUGGUCAUGUUGACCAACAGGUGUUUUACCCUCUGCAGGACCCUCCUGUGGUGGCCUACAUGGUUCCACCCGCUGCCUCACAGCCAAUGAGCUAUGUGACAGCACCGCGAGCCUCGAGUGCAGGCGGCAAUCGGCCUCGGCUGUACCGCCGCAUGCCCAGCAUCGAGUCUGAUGUCUGAGAGUCACAAAUAACACAGCUUUACUCUCACCAAACACACAAGCAUGCAAGGAGAAGGUGUGUGUGGCUGGACCUGGCAGCUCUGGUUCUAAGCACAUAUGAAGAUACACACACACGCAGACACACUCAUGGGGGAAAGACUGAGCUCAGCAGUGGACCAAAGGGAUUAACAGUGAAACAGAGUAAAUACAUUUCUUUAUGAAAAGCCUCUGUAGGGCAGUAAAGGGGCCACAGGGACACCUGGAGGCAAAGUUGUAAAAUGAGUAGUGUGUGUGUGUCUGUGUGUGUACUAGCCGGAAGCUGUGGGCAGCGGGGUACAAACUGACAAUACUUCUAACUAGACAGAUGGAACUCCUUGUGGAAUAAGUGGGACACUGUUUGCAGAAUCUAACACCAACAGUGGGAUCUAACAAAAAAACAAGAAAAUAUUAGGAAGACGAGCAAACCCAUCCCAUCCUCUCUGAGUUAAAGGGUCAUAGAUGAUCCCCUUUUACCUGAGAUUGCACACAGACAUACACAUCCAUACACAUUUCACCCCAACAGUACCCACCCACCCUUCCUCUCCAGGACUCUCCUGUUGCACUAUAAUUUCUCCUCCUGUUAACACGUUUGUUGUCUGAGCCUCCAAACUGCACUGCCAGCAUGGCUUACAGAGUAGUUCACUACCAAGUAAUCCUUGACUUGAAUCAAAAUUACUAUCUAUGUAAAAGACUGGAAGGCAGGCGGGAAGGUGUUCGGGAAACCAAUCUUAGAAUGAAGCUCCUGCCUGCAGAUGUACAAACACUUGAACACACACACACAAACUAAAAACAGAUUCUGCAUUUGUUUUUUAUGGGAAAGCUGAAACUUACCGACUGUUUGUUAUUGUUGAUGUCAGUUAAUUGAACAUUCCAAAAGGUGGACCAAACUUGGCCACCAGAAGAAAAAAAAGAACCUCUCAGGAUGAUGGUGUGUGUUCCUGAGUUUCUAAAUCUAACAGACAAAGUGCAGCAUCCUUGCUUCCUCUCUUAGCUAGCCUUCAGGUCUUACUGCAUGCUUCCUACUGCCCUGUGUUACACUUAAACUCCUUAUACAGGGUCAUAUAUGCACAGGCACUCACACCCGCACAAACACAAGGUACAUGCACAUUAUGACAUAUACGCACAUGUGCAGAUUCGCAGUAGUCUAGUAGAAUAAGGUGGUUGUGUGCGUGCGUGUGCGUGUGUGGGCGUGCGUGUGUGUGUGUGAAGCUAUGAGAUAGCUUCUCUUUGUGCACUUUGUAGAUUUUAUAUCUCUGCCACCCACACAGACAUUUGACCAAAAAACACUUUUAUACGGAAAAAUAUGAAUAUUCUCAGUCACUUGCUGGAUAGAGGUUUUCUUUUUCCUCUUAUUUCUUUUUAACGGAUUUUAGGGUACGGUGUAGGGCAGAGCUCUUCCAGAAUCAAACGUUUUUAGCAUUCGACAAAGGGUUACAAUAUCAUGCAUACAAUAAACACAACACAAACACUUUUCUCUUCCUUUGUCUACUUUAAUGGAGCUCAUCCCUCCUUUGAGCCUUUUUCCGCUUUCCUAAUCGGAUGGUUUCUGUUUAUUCUCUAUUGCUUAUUGCUCUUCCCCUGCUCCCUGCCGUAGAGUAGAUAAAGUAUCAAAAGAGUAAAGUUCAGUCUUGGUGUUAAAAAAAAAAUCAAUUUUUGAUGGAGAUCACUUAAUAUCAGUAGUUGUGAGAGAUCAUCAGAGUCCGCACUAUUUCUCAUAGGAUGCAGUGUCCUGUUCUGAUACCUUUCUAUGUAAAAGAUAAGGACUUGCAGACUUUUUUAAUGUAUUCGUAGUGAACGUUUAGGCAGAGUGCAUCUUCAGGUGCAGGUUUUCGUCAUCAAAAUUAUCGUUAGAGUAGCUGGUAUGGUACUGGAGUACCCCUAACCUGGAGAGAGCGCUGUGCUGCCUUUCAUCCCAGAGAGGAAAACGAAAGAGACUUGUUUCAGAAACAGCACACAUACACACAAGCACACACUCGACAGGCCGGCAAUGUGCAUAUGAGUGUUUUAGAAAUCCAUAACCUACCAAGCAAGGGCAUUGAUUUUUCAGCACAAGGAUUUUGAUAGAAACAAGAAUUGAUGUCCCAUUAGCUGAGUGUCUGUCUCUAUUCUCUUUUUUGCUCUUCUACUCUCUCUCUCUCUCACGAACAACCACACUCACUUCUAAACAAAACAUAAGUGACAAAUGUGACAAACAGAGAACGCAGGACAUUUUAAUAAAAAAAGAGAAAGGAAAAUGCACCUUUGAAAGGUGAGUGCUGCCCCUAUUUUGGUAAUCUUAAUAGGUUUGUUUUGUGAGUUAUAUACACAAUAUCAGGUUGCAAUAUUAUACUUCUGUACAGAGAUUUAUUUUGGUUUGUUUUAACUGUUUGGAAAUUCUUUCAUUUGUUUGAUUUAAAUGGUAUUAAAUAUUGAACGCAUUUGAAAUACAAUGAAAUACAAUACAUGACUUUUUAAAUUCUGCUUUAAAAAAUGAAAGGCAUGUUUUACAUUCUUCUGUCAUUUCAUUCCCCUACUCCGUCCUCUACAGUGCCACAAGUUGGGUUCUCACUGUACAGUCAUCACAGAUGGUUUAGCACAGUAGUUAACUAUGUGGGUCAGCUAACCAGUUUUCCAACUUACCCAGCUGAACCGUAUUUGAUGACUGCCCAGCUUGCGUGGUUUAUUAAACAUCCCCAUUCCACCCACUGUGUUCUCUUCCACCACGUGUCUGUUCUUUUCCACCUCUGAGUGUGAGAGUAUGCGUGCGUGUGGGUGUGAGUGUGUGCUUCACUUUGUGAAGCCAUUUGUAUAAAAGAGAGAAUGUGUGUAUUAGAGGUUACUCGGGUGUAUAUGUCUGUGUUUUUGACUUAUUCUUUCUUUCAUCCUACACACAACAUUUGACCUGGCUUCUAUUAUUCAUGCAACACAAAUACAUAAACAUGCACAUGCACACACACCCCUACAGACAUGUCUCUAUUGUCAUGUUAAGAAAGCAUGUAGAAUAAGUUUUGUACAUCCAACACCAGACUUUUCUUUUUUUUCAACCUUUUAAUUUCGAUUAUUUGGGGUUUUUGUUUUUGUUGCUGCAUGACGUGCUUGUGUUUUCAGUGGUACCUAUUUUGCUGCAACAUCUGAUUUCUAGCUGGGUUUGGACCCUCGGGGCUACAUGCACCAACACACACACCUUCCACCCUGACUGACAUACCUUUCAGGAUCAGAGUUCCACACCUUGUAUUUUCUGCUUGGAUUGUGAGCAGCACAGCACCUGGCGGAGGAAUCCUUUGUAUGGUUUUCAGAACCAACUGAGAUCUUAGUUUCAAACUCAUUCUUCCAGCUCUGGGUGAAAGGAGUGUGUUGGUGUGUAGUCCUGUGAGUCUCUGCUGUGUAUCAAACCUGUGUAUAAGUUCAGGGGUUUCAAAGCUACUAGUUGUGUUGUAAAUACUACCUUAUCACUCAGUACCUCUGUACAAUCUGUAAAUAAGUAAAGGUUACAUUUUUCUA
Messenger RNA from Xiphophorus hellerii (green swordtail), 8436 nucleotides. It is a transcript of the gene grin2ab, whose product is annotated as glutamate receptor, ionotropic, N-methyl D-aspartate 2A, b. The transcript has 20 exons. Gene Ontology annotation, cellular component: membrane. Gene Ontology annotation, biological process: monoatomic ion transport. Bases 153 to 4937 code for a protein of 1594 amino acids. NCBI's taxonomy places the organism in Eukaryota, Metazoa, Chordata, Actinopteri, Cyprinodontiformes, Poeciliidae. Gene Ontology annotation, molecular function: signaling receptor activity; ligand-gated monoatomic ion channel activity. The record is from RefSeq and is a predicted model, not a curated record.